AAUGAGAAUUGAUCAGCAUGAUGGAGUAAGUCAAAGCCAGACUUCCCUCACAUCAGGUGUUUUAUACACUUGCUAUGCUAAGCGCAUUGAAGAUAGCAUGUGCAUUAGCACGUUUUUACAUGACUACAAAAUAAAUCAUAUCUGUAAUGUCUGUUUGCGAGGUUCCAUAUUUCCUACAUAGAGAGCUAAAACAUGAAGCCGCAGCUAACUGUUUAGGGCAGCCAGGGUAUCUGAGUGGAAAGGCGGGGAGUUCAAAGGGGUCAGAGAUCACUGUGGUCCUAAGAAUAUGGGCAGAGCUUGCCAAAGAGAGGAGACUUGAGCCAAGCCCUACAAGGAUGCUUGUUAUUAACCUGCCCUCCACUAUUCCCUGCUUCUUAACCGUUAGUGGAUCUUGGCAGUUGGUCAUGCCGUCUUGGAAUAAAGGAUAGUUAGGGAGAGCCUAAUAAUGCAUAUACUAACACUUGGUGCAUUUCUGCUUACAAGUUAACUUCUUUUAAUUCCAGGAUCCUAAUAAUAGAAACUGUUAACUUUUCCUUGUGCAAGUGUAGCCAUCCUGCUUUCUGACAGUUUCUUUACUCUCCAUUUAGAUUCUAAAUAUAUGGGGCCUGGGAUCCUGUGAUUCUUAUCCUUACUUCUUAAUUCCCUAUGGAUAAGACUGAGCUGCUUUCUUACAUUGUAAUCUAAUCACUUACUGAGAGGCCUCCGUAUUUGUUGAAGGUGAUGGAUUAGCUUUUCAAGCACCACAGCCCAUACAGUGCUGGUUGUCUGGGGCAUCCCCAUCACCUGCCUUCCCCUGAACUCUAUUUCUGUUCCAACCAAAUGUGCUCCUGCCUUUUUUUGCAGAUCACCCCAUUUCCAUAGCCCAUUAAAUAUACUUUUAAGGAGAUGUCAAGACUUCCCUUAAGAGUAUGGGCUUUUACUUGUGACAGCACAUAUGCAUAAACCAGGAGAUAGGCACCUUGGCAGAUGAAAUCUGACCAAGUACAGAGAAAACCUUAAUUAAGAGCAUCCAAGUUAAUUUUAAAACACUUCAAGUCAAUAUAGCCUUAUUUUUUAAAUUAGUAAAUAGUUUUAGCUACUAAGUUUCAGCUCAGUUAAUAUAAUAAGCUUUCCUCAAGUUCAUUUGAACUUUUGUCCAAUUCACUAAAAAUAUUUUUAGUAAACUGUUGCUUUAGACAACUGAGCUUUUUCUCUGUGGUGCUUUUUUGCAAAGGGGCUGGUUUCCAUAUGUGGGCCUUAAUUUAUACAGUUGCUCUCUGUUCUCCUCUUUAUGAUCUUUCAUUCUGUUCAUUCUAGUUGCUUUGUAAGUUUGAAAAAAAAAAUAGUAUGUAGGUAGACCUGGAAAGAGUACAUAUGAGCAAAAUUAUUCUUAAGCAAAAUUUUAUAUAUUGUAAAUUAUUUUUCAUAGACCAUCAUCUUGAAACUUAUCACAAAGAAAUAUGGAGAUCUUUUCACCAUUAACACUGCAGAGAUUCAUUUAUUUAACAUUAAACUGGCUUCCCACUCUGUGCCAGAUGUAGUUCCAGGUGCUGAGGAUUUCACAGUGAACCAAACAGACAAGGGCCCUCCCUGCUCUUGGCCACACACGUUCUGACUGUAAUUGCAGUAGAGAUGCAGACAACAAACAAAUCAUCACAUACACAGCCAUAUCCACAACCUCAUUACCUGUAGAGCUGUUGAAUUUAGUCUCAUGGUGCUAGCCCCCCAUCUUGAAAGAGGUGUUUAAGGACCUUAUUCUGGUACAGGAGAGAAAGGAUGGGAAGGUCAAGUUUCUCAUGGUUAAACUGGAGCUAAAUGUGAUUUACUUUCAGAAUUGUAAAGAUGAAAACUCAUUCAUUCAUUAAGCAAAUCUUUAUUGGACAGUAUAUCAGUCGGGUUUCUAUUAUGUUCCAGGCUUUAUAAUAAGGCCCUUAAGUACUUCACACUCUAGUUGGAAAGAUGGAAACAUAAAAUAAAUAAUUUCAGAUAAAUGUUAUAAUGAAAACAUAUGUCAAAAGGAGAACCACAAAAGCAGUAACUAACCGCCUGGGGGAAGGCUUUAUCAUACAGUGACCUCUAACUUGUAUCUUAAAGGUGACUAGAAAUACAUGAUGCUUCAUUUGUUCAGCAAAUGUUUACUGAGCACCUUCUGUGAACCAAGCACAGUUGUAAGCACUGUAGACAGCAGUGAACUAGGCAUAGUCCCUGCUCUCUUGGCAGCAGGGAAACAGACAAUAAACAUAUAGACAAACAAUUAUAUAUUAGAUGGUAAUACUGCUAAUGCAAAAAUAAAAUAAAAAAUAAAGGAUACUGAAGGAAACAGAGAGUGAUAGAUGCUGUUUUAGAGAGUGUGUCUAAUGAGAUGACAUUAGAUCAGAAGCCCGAAUGACAUGAGAGAUUGAGACCAAGAAGCAGGGGGAAGUCAUUUCAGACAGAAGGAACAGCAUGAAUAAGAUGUAAUAAUCAUGAAAGCAUGGCAUCUUUAGUGCAAAGUGGGAUAUUCUCACUGAGCACGCAGUUAGGUGGGGCGCAGGGAGUUGGAGGUGUUUGGUAGAUGAAGCUGGGAAAGAAUUGGCAGAGGGAGGCAUGGAGAGAAGAAAGGAGGACAAAAGGGAGGGGCCAAAUGGUGAAAAGCCACGUGUUCCACACUCAGGAGUUUCAUUGUUGAUAUUGUGGCCUGGGGGAAGAGGGGCUAGAUUUUGAAAAAAAAAUUUAAGAGGAAAAUGACAUGGUUAGAUUUUCAUUUGGUCAGGUUUGGUCUGGGUUUUGGCAAAUUACUCUAACAGCGGUAUGCAAGAUAAAGUUGAAAGGAGGUGCAGAGGAAGUUAAUUAUGAUGUUACUAGAGGCCUGAUGCACGAAUUUGUGCACAGGUGGGGUCCUUCAGCCUGGAUGGUGAUCGGGGCCAAUUGGGGCCAUCUUGCCUAGUUCCAAUUGGGCCUGCCAACCUAGGGAGGGACCAUGGGAGGUUGGCUAGCUGCGGGAGGUUGGCUGUGGGAGCGCACUGACCACCAGGGAGCAGCUCCAGCGUUGAGCCUCUGCCCCCUGGUGGUCGGUGUGCAUCAUAGCUACCGGCCGGUAAUGUGGCCUAAAUUAAAACAGUAAGAUGAGGCUAGAGUUCAGAUGUUUUAGAAGACCUAUUAAAGUAAAAUUUGAUUCCCUAUAAAGUAUAGGCAAGGUCAAGAACCACUCCUAGGUUUAAGCUUCAAUGAUGAUGCCAUUAACCAGCUUAGGGAGCCUUGGAGGAAAGCAGAUAUAGAAGAAGUACAGAUAAUGAAUUUUAUUUGGGGCACUGGGAAAUACAGAACUGGACAUUAAAAGUCAAGUCUGAAAUACAGAUUUGGCAUUUCAUGGAAAUUUAAAAAGGAGAAGGAGCAAGAAGAGUAGUCAGCAUUGUCCGAUACUACACAGAAGUAUAGUGGGAUACAGAUUUUUUUUAAAACCAUCAGAUUUGACAGUUGGAAUGUCACCAAUGAUUUCUAGAAGACCAAUUUCAGUGGACGUGGUGGCAGAAACACAUCAUGCUUGAAUUGGAGAGUGAACGGGAUUGUCCAGCCCAGGUCACUGUCCUCUUAGGAGCUUUGAACUUGAUGUUUUUCUUCUCUUCCCCAUCCCUCAUUGGCUUUUUCCACCCAUGCCCUAAGACUGGGUGCCUGAGCUGCAGACGUAGUGGAGGGGAAAAUAUUCUAAGAUUCUUGGGUCUCUAAUGUGCAAGGAACCAGGAUGAGGGGAACCUGGUGUUGGUGAGUCAGGUAUUGCAGGGAGCAGUCAGUGGGGAAGAGCUGGUAAGGCCAGUCCGAGACCUGCCUCCAGAGGGGAAGGGAGAUGAAGCACAUAGGUCUCCAUUAUAGGCAGGAAUUCUGAACCUGGAAGCCGAAGUAGGAUGAGGUGCAAAGGACUUUAAGGGCUGGUGGGAGAAACAUGGAAUCAGUUGAGAACUUGGCCCCGUGAGAGAGUGGAAUCUGGCAAAGUGUGGGGGUGAGGGGUAGAGUCUGACAGAAAAUUAAUGUUAACUGGAAAGUCAGGCAGCGAUGUUUAGGUUUCUUGGGACACAGGGCAUGAACAUGUAUGUGCAAAGGAGAGACUAUUGGCAGUACUGUGACCAUAAAGACAGCAUGAGGGGACAGUUAAUGGAUUGAAGGCCAGUCCCAGAGAUACCUGGCAUAUAGACGUUUAACAAACGUUUGUGAAGCCAAAUGGGGUCGUUCAAAUCAUGUGGAGGAAAGGAAGUAGAUACCCGAGUUCUGAAGGGCUGUAAGUAAAUACCUAGGUCCUUUCAGGGAUACGAUGGAGGCAGUGACUAAGGAAUCCCAGGCAGCUUGGAGGUGCAAAGCUCAGGGAGGGAGGUGGAAGGAAAGUUCAGGGUAGAGGACGUAUUUCCUUAACCCUGGAGACCCUAAGACUUAACCGGUGGGUCUAUUGGAUUUCCCCACCACGGAAGACACCCUUGGCCUGUUUCUCUUGCCUGCACUGCCAUCUCCACCCUCUGGGGGGCGGGGCUCGAGGGCAAGGCAGGUAGGUGGCUGUUGUGAAGCCUCGAGAGCCACCAGUUCCUACCAGACUUCCUGCGUGGGGUGCGGUUUUACUCCAUGGCGGAGCGCAAGCCCUCCCACUUGUCCCCUCAGCCAGCUGGUGGUGGGGGCGGGCCCAGAGGGCCAAUGCCAGUGGGUAUUGACACUCCAAUUUGGUUGAGUGCCCAUGCGGCCCCUGGCAGUUUGAUGGUCAGGCCGGGCAUCCAGAUGGGAAUCUCCCCGAGCCCUGAGGUGUGGGCGGUGCCCCUGAAUCCCCAGUCAUACAAAUUGCGGGGCAGGGUGGUGCCCUGCGAGGCCCGGGUCGGAGUUGGCGAGGCGGGGGCCUGGCUGCAGAGCCCUUCGGAAGGCACUCUCCGUGGGCCUCUCAGCGCCCUGCGGUACAUCCCGAGGUUGGCGCUGCCCGAGGACCUCUCGGCCGUGGAGAAAGAGAUGGAACAGCUGGCCAAGGAGCUGAGAGAGAGGAGGAUGACCCUUGGGUACUCGCAGGCCGACGUGGGGUUCGCUGUGGGCGCUCUUUUUGGAAAGGUGCUUAGCCAGACGACCAUCUGCCGCUUCGAGGCCCAGCAGCUCAGCCUCGCCAACAGGUGGAAGCUGCGCCCGUUGCUGAGAAAGUGGCUGGAGGAAGUGGAUACCAAGAACCUUCUGGGCUUAUGCAGAAUGGAGAUGAUCCUGCACCAGGCUCAGAAGUGGAGACGGGCAAGCAGGGAGAGGCGCAUCGGAAACAACCUGGAGCAAUUCUUCCUGCAGUGCCCGAAGCCCACAGCCCAGCAAAUGAGCCGCAUCGCUGGGCAGCUUCGGCUGCGGAAGGACCUGGUCCAAGUUUGGUUCUAUAACCGGAGCAAGAUGGGCAGUCUGCCAACUAAUGAUUUCUGUCCACCGGAGGAGGUGGGGGUUGCCAGGCCUCCUUUCCCAGGGGGAACAGUAUGCUUUCCCCUAGCAUCGGGGCUCCGUUUUGGUCCCCCCAGCUAUGGGGGACCUUACUUUACACCCUUGUACUCCUCAGCCCCUUUCCCUGAGGGAGGCGCCCUCCUCUCUGCCCCCAGCACCACUCCGGGCGCCCCCAGGCUUUCCAACUGAGGGCCUGACCUUCUGGGGAGAGCCGUGCUGGGAAACAUCCCUGGCGCUCCCGUCGGGGCUUCAGCAUUAGUUAUGGUUCACUGUCGAAAGAAGCUAAGAAUCCAUAUGUAGGAAGGGGUCAUAGGGUGGGAGUAAUUUUUAAAAACUUAGGAAUGGAAAUUGAAGUUUAUUCUGCUUUGUGUUUUUCCUUUUGUUUUUACCUAGCAUUGGUUUUAAAAUACAUUACAAUACAUAGAUGGUUCGGAUAUUUUGUUUCUUUUUUUAUUAAUUGAAUGUUAAUUGUGUCUCAUUCCUUGUGGUUAUUAGUAAACAGGGUUUAGUUUUUAUACACAAUAAUGAGUGAAAAACUCAAGGCCCAGUAGACUUUCAGUAUACCACUUUUAUCAGAACAAGUAAAGCUUCGUGUAAACCCAGACACAGAGUCCAGGAUAUUAGUUCCCUUCAGGGGAAGGUUUGAGGAAGGAAUAGAGGGGUACACAGAGCCUACCUGGAGUCCUUAAAGAAACACGCAUGUUGCUUGUUCUCUCCUUCUUGAAAGAUGAGGUAUUUUUCUAGUUCACCUUUUCUUUAGAGUGCCCCAGCUUAAAGUGGGGGUCUCAAUUCACAUCUCCACCUUAUGUAGUCCAACAGGUUUAGCUCCUGUCCUGCCACCGUCAUUGUAUUUUAGACUCCUUAGUUACUGAGAUUGGCAAACUGGACCGCAUUGGCUCAGCUCCGGCGUAAUUCUCUGCUUUUGAGCUCCAUCUGGUUUAUUCCCUGGGAAUUUCCCUUUCUUUCUAAAAAACCUCUUAAGGCUUUUCAAAAAAAAAAUUUA
Messenger RNA from Myotis myotis, 6400 nucleotides. RefSeq names its product POU domain class 5, transcription factor 2 (gene POU5F2). Gene Ontology annotation, molecular function: RNA polymerase II cis-regulatory region sequence-specific DNA binding; DNA-binding transcription factor activity, RNA polymerase II-specific. Lineage: Eukaryota; Metazoa; Chordata; Mammalia; Chiroptera; Vespertilionidae. The record is from RefSeq and is a predicted model, not a curated record. The transcript has a single exon. Gene Ontology annotation, biological process: regulation of transcription by RNA polymerase II. The coding region runs from base 4567 to 5586 and encodes 339 amino acids.